AUGCAGCGCGGGCAGUCUUACACCAGCCUGAAAACGGUGACGUUUGGCGACGAGAGCGCAAUCCGCCCAAACAGGGCUGCAUCCGUGAUUUCGGUGCUCGUUAUCUUCUUCAUCUGGGGCGCGUUCACCGGUUCGAAGCUGGUUCCUUUCCACGUACCCGGUCCCUUUACCGGUGAGACGGGCUUCAGUUACACCGUUACCAACGAAGCUGGUGAAACCAGUGAAGCCAAUGUGGACGUCAUCGUCCACGAACCUGGCAAAAAGAUCGAUGCUCCCGAGGUGGCGCCGAAGGAAGGCUUUGCACAGGACGAUUCAGGAACUGUUGGUGCCUGGCGCUCCGUGCUUUUGCGUGUAACCCGCAAUGACGGUGAGGGCGCGCGCGUUACGGAAGUUGACGGUCAGCCAAUCGCACCCGGCGAAAGUGUCAGUGUUUCCAACGGCAGGGUAAGCAUGACACCCAAGGGGUCACUGAAUUUUGAACCCAGCAAGGGGCUGCAGAUGGAACCCAUCUGGAUGCCUUCACCGGAAGCUGUGGUCAGUCGCUUUGCGGAGAUCGCUUCCGAAGGGUAUCAGAAUUUCACGCUGUGGGAGCAUCUGGGCUGGUCGCUGCUGCGCGUUAUUGGUGGCUUUGUCGCCGGUUCGAUUAUCGGGAUCCCGCUAGGAUACGCCAUGGGCCUGUCCAGCUGGGUGCGCGGUUGGUUCGAUCCGAUCGUGGAAUUCAUGCGCCCGGUUCCGCCGCUUGCGCUGAUCCCGCUGGUCAUCAUCUGGUUCGGUAUCUGGGAAACCGGCAAGAUCGUGCUGCUGUUCCUGGCAGCGCUCUGGAUCAUGACGAUUGCAGCCAGGGCCGGCGUUUCAGGUGUCAAUAUCAGUAAAGUCCACGCGGCCUUUUCGCUCGGUGCCAACAAGCGCCAGAUCCUGCGCUAUGUCAUCGUUCCCAAUUCCCUCCCCGAGAUCUUUACCGGUGCACGCGUUGCCAUGGGCGUCUGCUGGGGAACGGUCGUGGCCGCCGAACUGGUUGCCGCGCAGAAAGGUGCGGGGAUGAUGAUUAUCGCUGCAUCGAAGUUCCAGCUCACGGAUAUCGUCAUCAUGGGUAUCAUCCUGAUCGGUAUCGUCGGCUACAGCAUCGAUAUCCUGAUGCGCAUGGCCGAGCGGGUUCUGGUGCCCUGGAAAGGCCGGGCCUGA
Molecule: messenger RNA, 1182 nt
Organism: Effrenium voratum
Lineage: Eukaryota; Dinophyceae; Suessiales; Symbiodiniaceae
Source: the annotation of a GenBank genome assembly